CCAAAAACCUCAUAAAACAGUAGCGGUCUCACUGAAGAGAAGUGAAUCGCGGGAAGUUCUUAAUCACCAAAAUGUUUUGAAUUUCCUAAAACAAAUUGAGAAUAAUGACAUUGAGCUCUUCAAUUCCUGCUAGGUAUGCAUUGCUUGCUCUUCUCUCUGCUUCAACCAUUUACUGUAUUUGGAAAUCAAGACGUCUUUUACAGCUUAAACUUUCACUCCAAAACCCUAACCCUAAUCUAGCAAAUACAAAAGGUAAAAUCUUUUUCAUAUCCCAAACAGGAACUUCUAAAGCUUUAGCUAAUCGCUUAUUAGAUCUUCUUAAAUUGAAUGGUUUAGAUUUUGAUGUAAUAAAUCCUAAAGAUUAUGAACCAGAAGAUCUUCCUAAAGAAACCCUAGUUUUGAUUAUUGCUUCAACUUGGGAGAACGGUAAACCACCAUCAGAUGGUGGGUUUUUGGCUAACUGGGUUGCUGAAAGUGCUGAAGAUUUUAGGGUAGGAUCAUUGAUUCUUUCUGGGUGUAAAUUUGCUGUGUUUGGUGUUGGAAGUAGAUCCUAUGGUGAGAAUUUUAAUGCUGUUGGGAGAGAUUUUUCUCAGAGGUUUAGAGCACUUGGAGCUUCAGAGAUUUUGCCUUUGUGUGAAGGUGAUGUUGAUGAGGGGGAUUUAGAUGAUGUAUUUGAUGUUUGGAAUCAGAAACUUAUUGGGGUCUUGAAAGGGGAGAAUUUGAAUGAAAAUGGUGAAGUUAAUGGUGAUGAAUGUGCUAGUGAGAGUGAGUAUGAGGAUUAUUCUGAUGAAGAAGAAGAGGAGGAGGAAACUGAUAUUGUUGAUCUUGAGGAUAUUGCUGGUAAAGGUCCUUCGAGGAAUUCUAAAGCAGCAGCUACAGUGAAAGUAGCGGCCAAUGGAGAGAAGGAAAUGGUGACUCCAGUUAUUAGAGCGAGCUUGCAAAAACAGGGAUAUAAAAUUAUUGGUUCCCACAGCGGUGUUAAAAUUUGUAGAUGGACCAAGUCACAACUUCGAGGCCGUGGAGGUUGCUAUAAGCACGCAUUUUAUGGCAUAGAGUCUCACAGGUGCAUGGAAGCGACACCUAGUUUAGCUUGUGCCAAUAAAUGUGUUUUCUGUUGGAGGCAUCACACGAAUCCUGUGGGGAAAAGCUGGCGGUGGAAGAUGGACGACCCUUUAGAGAUUGUAAAUGGUGCCUUAGAGCAGCACACAAAAAUGAUAAAGCAAAUGAAAGGAGUACCUGGAGUUAAAUCAGAGUGUCUAGCAGAAGGUCUCGUUCCUAGGCAUUGUGCCUUGUCACUUGUUGGUGAACCCAUCAUGUAUCCAGAGAUUAACACACUUGUGGAUGAGCUUCACCGAAGACGGAUUUCAACUUUCCUGGUAACCAAUGCCCAGUUCCCUGAAAAGAUCAGAUCCCUGAAACCUAUAACUCAGCUGUAUGUGAGUGUAGAUGCUGCAUCUAAGGAAAGCAUGAAGGCAGUUGAUAGGCCACUGUUUGGGGACUUUUGGGAGCGUUUCUUGGAUUCGUUGAAAGCUCUCAUAGAGAAAGAACAACGAACGGUUUACCGUCUUACAUUGGUUAAAGGAUGGAAUGCAGAAGAAAUAGAUGCUUACUACGACUUGUUUGCUAUUGGGAAGCCUGAUUUUGUUGAAAUCAAGGGUGUUACAUAUUGUGGCUCGUCUGCCACAUCGAAGCUUACAAUGGAGAAUGUUCCUUGGCAUGCUGAUGUGAAAGCCUUUUCAGAGGCCUUAGCACUGAAAAGUGGUGGGCUGUAUGAAGUCGCAUGUGAGCAUGUUCAUUCCUGCUGUGUGCUUUUGGCAAGAACUGACAAGUUUAAGGUCGACGGUCAAUGGUUCACAUGGAUAGAUUAUGAAAAGUUCCACGACUUGGUUGCUUCGGGUAAGCCAUUUACCAGCAAAGAUUACAUGGCUGCAACACCAACUUGGGCAGUAUAUGGUGCAGAAGAAGGCGGGUUUGAUCCAGACCAGGCCAGGUUUAAAAAGGAACGCCGCCACAGAACUAAGUAGCGAAAUUCGGUGAGACGUAUGGGUCCAAAAUUUUGCUUAUUAUCUCUUAGUGAUCUUUUACUGGGAUCCACUGCUUCAAUUUUUUGCCUUUUUUUGGCUUUGUUUUGUUUGUAUCAGAAUGCAAUUUUGCUCCGUAUAAGUGCGCUUAAUAAUGCAUCUGUGACUUAUGGGUCCAAAUCUAAACCGGCGGUUUUUGAUUAAGUGAGUUUAAAAUUUGAGGACAUGAAUGAAUUUAGUUUACUGCAGUUAAUAGUUUAGUUAGGUAAGUGACAAUUACAGAUGCCUAGUAAAGCUUUGUAUUUUGUCGUACGUACCCCACAGAAAGGAAAUAGAGUUAAUGUCUCCUAUAUAUGGUUCUUUUCUUCUAUAAUGAAAACUGAUUUGUAAA
Papaver somniferum (opium poppy) is the source of this 2412-nucleotide messenger RNA. Its product is annotated as S-adenosyl-L-methionine-dependent tRNA 4-demethylwyosine synthase-like. Bases 105 to 2024 code for a protein of 639 amino acids. Gene Ontology annotation, molecular function: FMN binding; 4 iron, 4 sulfur cluster binding; catalytic activity. The record is from RefSeq and is a predicted model, not a curated record. The transcript is spliced from 8 exons. Gene Ontology annotation, biological process: wybutosine biosynthetic process. NCBI's taxonomy places the organism in Eukaryota, Viridiplantae, Streptophyta, Magnoliopsida, Ranunculales, Papaveraceae.